This is a messenger RNA of Cyclospora cayetanensis, 1200 nucleotides long. Its product is annotated as probable nicotinate-nucleotide adenylyltransferase. NCBI's taxonomy places the organism in Eukaryota, Apicomplexa, Conoidasida, Eucoccidiorida, Eimeriidae. Gene Ontology annotation, biological process: NAD+ biosynthetic process. Gene Ontology annotation, molecular function: nicotinate-nucleotide adenylyltransferase activity. Gene Ontology annotation, cellular component: cytoplasm. Bases 1 to 1200 code for a protein of 399 amino acids. The record is from RefSeq and is a predicted model, not a curated record. The transcript is spliced from 6 exons.
AUGGGUGCCUCAGACAGUGCAUGUACAAGAGAACAUAGUGAAUCACCGGAAGAAGCAAAGACAACAACGUCUCUCGCUCUUGAAAAAGAGGGGGCCCCAUCCAGCAUGAAAAAUGCCUGUCGCCCACGGUUCUUCCAGGGGCUGUUUGACACCUCGCCUUCUGUCGGGUGUAUGUACGUUCAGCGGAGAGCAGUUGGAGCGGCUGCACCUGGGGAGUUUCAGCAGUUGGCGUCUCGAAAGAAGCGCAAUCAUUGUCGUUUCCUUAAAUACAGCCACAAUGCACCCUGGACGCGCGAAUUCAGCGGAACGGUCAGUUCGUCCGGCCUUUUGGAUGCUCUUGCUUCGGCUAACCCGAGGAUAUGCGUCUUUGGGGGCAGCUUCGAUCCUCCACACUAUGCACACCUCCAGGCAGCUGCAGCCGUGCUUGCGAGCGGCGCAGCAGCAACAGUUUGGUUUGUCCCCUGUGGGGGAUCCCCUGCAGAUACAGGGCAGCACGCAGAAGAGAAUGGACACCAUCAGCGGAAGGACAAGGCUUUGCAUGCGUCCACUGCUGAUCGACUCGAAAUGACGCGUCUUGCCGUGAAGAGCUUCUUCGGGCCGCUCUCAGGGAAUGCAGUUGAGGUGCUAGACAUAGAAGAGCGAGCCGGCUGCUUCGUUCCCACUGUAAAGCUCCUGGACCUUCUGCAGCGGCGGCUGCAAGAACAACAGCAAGAACAACAGCAGCAACAACAGCAGCAACAACAGCAGCAGCAACAACAUCAGCAGCAGCAGCCGGUGCUGCCCGAGUUGUGGCUUCUUAUUGGUGCAGACUGCAUCGCUUCCCUGCACAAAUGGUACGAAGGGGAGCGGCUCAUGCGGACGGCUCGAUUCUUAGUAAUUGACAGACACGGCUUUUCUGCUCACAGAGCUGCAGGCAGUGUUGAGGUGGCGGCUGAGGAAACAGCAGAACCUCAGGCGUGUGGCAGCAGCCCUAAGAGCGUUGAGAUGGUCACACAGUUGCAGCGCAUGCCGCAUGUACUGUGGGUAAACGAAAUGCUGCAGUGCAAUGAGGCUUUGUCUUUGCUGCCUCGUGUCUCCUCGUCUAUCCUCCGGUGCAACCUGGCAGCCAGAAGGAAAGGGCCGCAACAGCUGGCUGCGUGUCUUUCUCUGACCCCAGCGGCAGUCCUCGAGUAUAUUGAUCGGCGAAGCCUUUAUCUGUGA